Molecule: messenger RNA, 1133 nt
Organism: Aspergillus homomorphus CBS 101889
Lineage: Eukaryota; Fungi; Ascomycota; Eurotiomycetes; Eurotiales; Aspergillaceae
Product: kinase-like protein
Exons: 4
Coding region: 12-1133 (373 amino acids)
Biological process (GO): protein phosphorylation; regulation of mRNA processing; spliceosomal complex assembly
Molecular function (GO): protein kinase activity; ATP binding
Source: RefSeq, a predicted model, not a curated record
AUCCAGCUACAAUGCCAACCCAACCCGACGAAACCGGUCCCGAUCCCCAACGAGUCAACACCAACCAAAUCCUCAACAGCAGACACCAACUCCUCGAGAAACGCGGCGCAGGGCGCUACUCCACCGUCUGGCUAGCCAGAGACCAGAAAGAAUCAUCCUACGUAGCGAUCAAGAUCCUCACCUCAGGCUGCUACGGCAGCGACCACGACAUCUUCGAGCUGGAGAUCCUGCGCCACCUGCGGCAAGCAAACCCCAACCAUCCAGGCCACCGUCACAUCCCCAUCCUCCUCGAUGACUUCACCCACGAAGACCCCGAUGGCCACCACGUGUGUCUCGUGCUCGAACCCAUGGCCGAAGACCUCAACAGCUUCUCCUUCUUCUUCGAGGGCGUCAAAAUCCCAAGUCAGAUCAUGAAGCGCAUCACGCGCCAGCUGCUCCUGGCGUUGGAUUACGCGCAUACCGCGGGGGUCAUCCAUACUGACAUCAAGCCCGACAACAUCAUGAUUCGCCUCCGCGAUCCAUCCGUCAUCGAGAAGUACCUGAGCCCUCCCAGAUCGUUGUCCCUAGGCGAGGAGAACUUCAACGACCGCUCUGAGUUCAUUCAGGUGCAGGUUGUGCUUGGCGAUUGGGGGUCCGCUAGCUGGGUGUAUCGGCAUCUGACCGACUGGAUCCAGCCGACCUUGCUCCGCGCGCCAGAGGUUAUGCUGGGCGCGGAGUGGGGCACGGGGGUCGAUAUCUGGAACCUCGGCGCUUUGUUGCCGGAGUUGCUUGAUGCGAUUCGGUUGUUUAACGGAAGGGCGGAGAGGGGGAGGGGUGGGUAUAUGAUGAAGCAUCAUUUGGAGGAAAUUGAGGCGCUCUUUGGGGUGCCCCCGACGUGGUUGUUGGAGAAGGGCGAUCAGGAGAUUGAGAUUGUUUGGCGGUACUUUGAUGAAGGCGGUCGGAUCCGGGAUCCUGUGGAGCGGCCCCUGAAGUUGGGGAUGUGGGUUGAGGUGAUUGACGGGGCUGAGAAGGCGGAGUAUCUUGAUUUGCUUAGGGGGGUGUUGAUGAUUGAUCCGGUGCGGCGGAGGAGUGCGCGGGAGUUACUGGGGAUGGCGUGGCUUGCUGGCGAAGGAAUCGCUUCUGAUGACUUGUAA